This is a messenger RNA of Pieris rapae (cabbage white), 1374 nucleotides long. RefSeq names its product endoplasmic reticulum-Golgi intermediate compartment protein 3. NCBI's taxonomy places the organism in Eukaryota, Metazoa, Arthropoda, Insecta, Lepidoptera, Pieridae. The coding region runs from base 168 to 1325 and encodes 385 amino acids. Gene Ontology annotation, cellular component: COPII-coated ER to Golgi transport vesicle; endoplasmic reticulum; endoplasmic reticulum membrane. The record is from RefSeq and is a predicted model, not a curated record. Gene Ontology annotation, biological process: endoplasmic reticulum to Golgi vesicle-mediated transport; retrograde vesicle-mediated transport, Golgi to endoplasmic reticulum. The transcript is spliced from 8 exons.
GUAGUCUGUGGCCUGUGCUUUGAUUUAUGAAAUACCACGAUAGUCGAUACUUAGCUCUACAACAUUUAAUAUUUAUUGAUAAUAUUUUAUGUAUAAGAAUGACAUUUUAAUUUAAAAAUUCAACAUUCAGUGUACUCUACCACCUUGUUCUAAACAAAUACUAUACCAUGGCAUCGCAAAUUUUAAAUAGAUUUAAACAAUUUGAUGCAUAUGCUAAAACUUUAGAAGAUUUUAGAGUAAAAACGGCCAGUGGUGCCUUUAUUACUAUACUUGGUGGAACGAUAAUGAUCCUUUUAAUAAUUUCUGAGUUACAUACAUACAUGUCGCCUAACAUAUCAGAAGAAUUGUUCGUGGACACAUCCAGAGGUCACAAGAUAAGAAUAAAUUUUGAUAUUAUUGUUCCUAGAAUAUCAUGUAACUACUUAGUUCUUGAUGCAAUGGAUUCGUCUGGGGAGCAACACUUACAAAUUGACCAUAAUAUAUUUAAAAGACGGUUAGAUUUAGAUGGAAACCCAAUAGAAGAAGCAAAAAAAGAAGAAAUAAUGACGUCAACUGCAGUUCCAAAUAAUUCUUCUGAUGUUGCACAGAUAACAUGUGGAAGUUGCUAUGGUGCAGCAUUCAAUGACUCUCAGUGCUGUAAUACAUGUGAGGAUGUCCGUGAAGCAUAUAAAAUGAGGAGGUGGGCACUGCCUGAUUUAUCUACUGUUGAACAGUGCAAAAAUGAUGAAUCUUUAGAGAAAGUAAAUCUUGCUUUAAAAGAAGGAUGCCAAUUAUUUGGAAACAUGGAUGUUAAUAGGGUUGGUGGAAGUUUUCAUAUAGCUCCUGGAAAAAGUUUUACUAUUAAUCACAUCCAUGUCCAUGAUGUCCAACCAUUUUCAUCAUCAGUAUUCAAUACAACCCAUGUAAUAAAACACUUGAGUUUUGGUUCAGAUAUUAAAAAUGCAAACACAGCUCCUCUAGAUGGAGUAACUGGGUUGGCAAAAGAAGGUGCUGUUAUGUUUCAGUAUUAUAUUAAAAUUGUUCCAACAAUGUAUGUUUCUUUAGACAACAAAGUAUUACAUACAAAUCAAUUCUCUGUUACUCGUCACCAGAAAUCAGUGUCAAAUGUCAAUACAGAAUCUGGCAUGCCUGGAGCAUUUUUCAGUUAUGAAUUAUCACCUUUGAUGGUGAAAUAUACAGAGAAAGAAAGAUCACUUGGUCAUUUUGCAACAAACAUAUGUGCAAUUGUAGGUGGAGUUUUCACAUUAGCUGCAAUUUUCGAUUCACUUUUAUACCACUCACUGAAUGCUGUUCAAAAGAAAGUAAUGUUAGGUAAAACUGGAUAAAAUUGUAAUUUACAAUGUUUUUAGAAAGAUAUUAAAAUCAUCAACACUA